GUUUCCAUGGUAGUAUCUCAUUUUUUUUUUCUCUCUAGUCUUAUUAGUCAUUGCCAGCCAAAAUUCUUCUCAAAACAAAAAAGCUUCCACCUUUUCAGAACCCUUUUGCCUAUUUCUUUCUUUAAUCCUCUGACCCAAAAAAAAAAACUUUCCCCUUUUCUUUUAACAUAACCAAUAAACUUCUCUUUAUAAGUUAAAGCAACUCAAGAAAAUAGUAGUCCAACUCAAGAAAAAAAUAUUUCUCCAAGAUUUCUAAUUCUAAUUCCCAUUUUUCUUGAGCCAUAUUAUUUUUUACAACAAGGAUGAGGGAGAUGUGGACAACAUUAGCAUCAAUGAUGGGGAUUUGGGCAUUUAGUCAGAGUCUUCUACAAGCAUUAUUCCCGCCGGAGGUUCGUUUCGCCACUCUCAAAAUCAUUCAUCGCAUCUGUAAUUGGUUCUCCGCUUAUUGCUACUACGACAUCACUGAAAUCGACGGUGUCAAUACCAAUGAGCUAUACAACGCUGUUCAGCUCUACUUGAGUAGUUCUGCGUGUGUAGCUGGUAAUCGUUUGAGUCUUACACGGGGAUUGAAUUCGAGCAGCAUCACUUUUGGUCUGUCGAAUAAUGAUUCCCUCAUUGAUAGAUAUGAUGGUGUUACAGUUCAUUGGGAACAUGUGGUGACCCCAAGGAAUUCUCAGACGUUCUCUUGGCGUCCACUUCCUGAGGAGAAGAGGGGGUUUCUUCUACGUGCUAAGAAGAAAGAUAAAUCAGUUGUGCUAGGAGCCUAUCUUGACUAUGUCAUGGAUAAAGCUAAUGAGAUUCGUAGGAAGAAUCAAGAUCGAUUGUUGUACACGAAUUCACGUGGAGGUUCACUUGAUUCAAGAGGACAUCCGUGGGAAUCUGUACCAUUUAAGCAUCCAAGUACCUUUGAGACACUUGCUAUGGAUCCUCAGAAAAAGUCUGAAAUCAUGGCAGAUUUAUUGGAUUUUGCGAAUGGAGAAUCUUUUUAUCAGAGAACUGGGAGGGCAUGGAAAAGAGGGUAUCUUCUUUAUGGUCCACCGGGAACAGGAAAAUCGAGUAUGAUUGCUGCAAUGGCUAAUUUUCUUGGUUAUGAUAUAUAUGAUCUUGAAUUAACAGAAGUGCAUACUAAUUCAGAGUUGAGAAAGUUGUUGAUGAAGACGAGUUCCAAGUCUAUUAUAGUCAUUGAGGAUAUUGAUUGUUCUAUCAAUUUGACUAACAGGAAAAAUAAUCCUAGUAACAAGGAUAGUAACAACUACAGUGUUUCACCUCCGGGGAGUAACGGUUCGAGUGGUGAGGAUGCUGGGAAUAAUAAUAAUAAUAAUAAUAAUAAUACUAUAACUCUAUCCGGUUUGUUAAAUUUUACUGAUGGGUUGUGGUCGUGUUGUGGGAGUGAGAGGAUAUUCGUUUUCACAACUAAUCACAUUGAGAAGCUUGAUCCAGCUUUAUUGAGGAGUGGACGAAUGGACAUGCACAUUCACAUGAGCUACUCGUCCUUCGCAGCACUCAAGAUUCUCUUGAAGAAUUACUUGGGGUACGACGACGAGGAUGUGGAGAAGCCGAUGUUAGAGCAAUUGGAGCAAGUGAUUGAGCGCGCUGAGAUGACACCAGCUGAUAUAAGUGAGGUGUUAAUCAAAAACAGGAGGAACAAAGACAAGGCAAUUUGGGAAUUGCUAGAAGCAUUGAAGACAAAGGCUGACAGUAAUAAUAAUGCAGUAAAAUCAAGAGGAAAUAUGACUGUGGAAGAUGAAGAGCAAGAGAAAAGGGCAUUAUUAGUAGAGAGUCCUAAAGAAGGUGUUGAUGAUCAAUUGAAAGAAAAAUGUGACGAGGAAAAAGGAGGUCAUGAUGCCAAUGAUGAUGAGAAGGUACUUUAGUAUAAGGUUUUUUUUAAAAAAAAUGAAAAUUUUGAUUCUUUAAAUCUUUUGUGGAGAGGAGGAGGAGACAAGGAAUUUUGCUGUUUGAAGAGUACAUAAUUUACUAUUUCAUGACAGGGAAAUUUUUAGGGACUUGGUGUUGGGGGAAAAGGCCAAAUGAAAUGACUGUAAGACAAUGGCAUUGUUCUAUUCAGUAGUAGUACUAUUAUUCUAUCUUAUUUAUUGCUUUUGAUAUACUAGUGCUAGUAGUAGUA
Messenger RNA from Capsicum annuum, 2125 nucleotides. Its product is annotated as AAA-ATPase At5g57480. The record is from RefSeq and is a predicted model, not a curated record. Gene Ontology annotation, molecular function: ATP hydrolysis activity; ATP binding. The transcript has a single exon. Bases 303 to 1871 code for a protein of 522 amino acids. Lineage: Eukaryota; Viridiplantae; Streptophyta; Magnoliopsida; Solanales; Solanaceae.